AUGAGCUUCGGUGGGUUCGAAAUGUCGGUGGUAAUGAUUGCGAUUUGGAAGCAAGGCAAGCAGUUUUAUUCCCCGUCCGGGACAGAGACCGGCAAGAAGGCGGUGGAGUCGAAGUCGAAGCGGAACCUGAAAAGGUCGGCCUCGCAGCGCACCAUGAAGAGUGUGCACAAGCUCACGCGCCAGUUCUCCGUGAGCGUCUACACACAGAAAGAUCUGGAGCUGAAGGGCGACGGCGCAGUGGCUGCUGUCGCGUACAGCCCCUGUUUUCUGAACGUCGCCCUUCUUGUCAUCGUACUCAACGCCCUGUGGAUGUUGGUCGACACGGAGUGGAACCAUGUCAACCUCAGAGGCUCCGACGGUCGACGUCCUCUUCAAGAUAUCAGUCCGGUGUUGGAGAACUGCUUCUGUAGCUUCUUCAGCAUCGAGAUUCUAAUUCGUCUUUUUGGGUUCAGACGCUGGCGUUUUAUGUUCAAGGAUGUGUGGUUUCUUUUUGACUUGCUGUUGGUUAUUUUGAUGAUACUGGAAACAUGGGUUCUGCCUUUGCUCAGUUUGGUCGACAGCAACCUGAACUCCGAUGCGCUUGAUAAUGUUGCCCUCAUCAGGCUGUUCCGCUUGCUCCGCCUGGGUCGCAUUUUCCGGAUGCUUCGAUUUCAUCCUGAGAUGAGACUGCUUGUGAAAAGUAUUGCACGUGCCAUGAAUGCAGUUUUCAACAUUCUCUUCUUGCUCGUCCUGGUGACUUACCUUUUCGCCAUCGUUUUCACAUCCCAGUUGGCCAAGCCUGGCACGGAGCGGAUCAAUGCAGACCUGUCUGAGGCCUCAGCAAAGCAACUCUUUGCUGAUAUUGUCUCUUCGAUGCUUUCCCUGUUCACACAUGGCGUGCUUGCAGACGAGCUGGCCUUCGCCUUUCUAGCCAUCAAGGAGGACAGCGUCCCACUCUUCUGGCUCUUCACGGUCUUCGUGGUGUUCUCCGGGAUCACGUUGCUCAACAUGCUCAUAGGAGUUCUCUGUCAGGUCGUGGAGGACAACUCACGCGAGCACGAGAAGCAAAAGAUUCUGGUGGAUCUCAAAUCGAGCUUGGAGGAGGCCUUUGAGGCCUUGGACACUUCCUUUGAUGGACUAGUCAGUGAAGAGGAGUUCCAGAAGAUGAAGACGGAUCCGGGUGUUAUGGAGAUCUUCUUUCGGCUGGGCAUGGAGGAAUCCGCCAUCAUCCAGAGAUUGGAUCACAUGCAGGAGACGAUCUUUGCCACCAAGCACGAGGAUCCAGACGAGUCCUGUAUUUCGCAUUCUGCAAGGCCUCCAAGCCUGUCCUUCGCUCAAUUUGCGGACCAGGUCGUCGAACUGCAAAUGAACACUGCUGCGGGGGUUCUGGAUGUUCAAAUGUUGGCAUCCAAGGUCCGUGCCGAAGAUCAUCAGAUCUUGACAACACUGAACCGCCUGGAGCCAGAUCUGCAUCGUUUGCUGGAAGAGCCUCUGGAGCCGCAGGAGGCCAAGACCAUGUCGUCCCUGGGGCUGCACACGCUGAACCUCACGGGAGAGGACUCGAUGCCGGUGAGGUUCCCGUCAACUCCACUGGGAUGUGUGGGAGAGGCUUCACAGGCGUCUCAGCAAGGGCCAAUGGGCCCGACGCCCGAAGAAGAGACCGUCCAUCUUCCUGGUGCGCUGGAGAGUCGCUCGGGCAGCCUCCAUGAAAGCGCUGCAAAGGCGUCCCGGAUGCCUGUGGUGGGCACGCCGGCAGAGGUGCCAGACGUCAAGGCCUUGGUGACGGAAGACUUCAAGCUGAGGGAGGACUGGCUUCAGGAGGCUUGGUCGAAAGACUUCCAUCCAGCAUUCCGUGCAGCAGCUACCGCAGGAACAAGCUGGGCUCAAGCUGAGAAGCUGAGCUCACUAGAAGCGGUUGGCUGGCUUCGGUUCGGUGUGAGGAAGCGGUUUGCAGCUGAUGUUGCAGAUAACGCGGUUGCUAAGGAAAAUCUGGGUGGCACAGAUAUAUUUGCUGCACGUGUUGCAGUUGUGCGGUCUACAGCUUGCGUCUUCGACAUGCCGAGAUUACGCGUCCUGAUGUUGAUGAACAACAGGAUUAGCCGAAUUGCCCCGGACUGCUUCGAUCCGAUUCCCAACAUUGUCAGCCUCGUGCUGACAGGCAACAAGCUGGAGAAGCUGGUAGACUUGGAGCCCAUCACGCAGCUCAAGAACUUGGAGCGCCUUAGCCUCAUGGAUAACCCGGUCACCAAGGUGAAGCAUUUUCGGCCUUACAUGAUCCACAAGAGCUCGAAGACGCUGAGGAUCCUAGACUUCAACCGCAUCAAGGACAAGGAGAGAAAGGCGGCGACGCUGCUCUUUGCAGGUGAGCGUGGAAAGAAGCUGCUGGAGGAGAUCGCUCCCCCGCGUGUGGCGGGCAAGGAGCCCACGGAGAAGGUGUCUGACGUCUCGAAGUCCGGUCCAUCUCCUGAAGUUAUCGAGCGCAUCAAGAAGGCCAUUGCGGAGGCCGAGACCAUCGAAGAGGUCACACGCCUCGAGAAGGCCUUGAAGAGUGGAGUCCUGCCCGACGACCUGAAGGAGCCAGGCACCGAGGGCCCGGAGCCGGCACCCAUGGAAGGAGGUCCGGCGCCAAUGGCGGAGGGAUAA
This is a messenger RNA of Symbiodinium natans, 2622 nucleotides long. The record is from the annotation of a GenBank genome assembly. Lineage: Eukaryota; Dinophyceae; Suessiales; Symbiodiniaceae.